Molecule: messenger RNA, 799 nt
Organism: Parathielavia appendiculata
Lineage: Eukaryota; Fungi; Ascomycota; Sordariomycetes; Sordariales; Chaetomiaceae
Exons: 1
Coding region: 146-625 (159 amino acids)
Source: RefSeq, a predicted model, not a curated record
GAACCAUGCUGGGGGGUUGGGGGAGGAACUUGAAGUUCAUGUAUGCAUGUACCUAGAGUCGUAAAGUGGCUGUCCUAGAUCGUGAAGUGAACAUGCCAUGAGCCCUGCAGACACGCUUAGUCACUACGGAGUUUGAAGCCUCGACAUGACAACGGACUUGGCAGAACGGAGGGUGCCGAUGUCAAGAGAAGUCAGACAUGCCGCAAUCAAUAUGUUGGCCAUGGUCCGGCGCCGUCACCGACGAUGUUCACUUGCCACAACAGUGCGGGACCUUUCUGCUCCGUUUUCCUAUAGUGUCUCAUCAACAGCCGCUGUUCUUUCAUGUGGCGAACCGUUACCCGUUGGUCGGCACGGCGAGCUGGUUGUAGAAGGCAGGGAGCAACCUCUCCAUGGUCCGUACCCUUCUCCAGCCCGACCCAACCGGAGACCGAGAGACGUGCAUGAAGGGGGGAUAAUACCCCAGAUUGCCAGCAGCCGUCCCCAAUUCCCCACACUUCCCGAACCCCAAAACGUCUCCGUGAGCCAUCCACCAAUCCCCGGCCGGACCGUCGGCCAUGGCCUGAGCACAAAUGAAGGGCGAUAUGAAACUCGAGAUGGGAUCUGGCAAGCGUGCCACUCGCAGUGAUCGACACUCGCCCACAGCCCCGCAUCCCAUAUCCCAACGGCGACUGCUCGGCGCGGCUCACGCCUUCCGCGGAGGGUCCAACCCGAAACCUCGCGCCAGCACCGGGCCUGUCUUCCUGAUUGCGAGGCUCAUCCUCCAAGGCAUGGCAGCCUCAGGGCUAGCGCAGGGGCAGAC